This is a messenger RNA of Ostertagia ostertagi, 192 nucleotides long. NCBI's taxonomy places the organism in Eukaryota, Metazoa, Nematoda, Chromadorea, Rhabditida, Trichostrongylidae. The record is from the annotation of a GenBank genome assembly.
AUGGUUAGCGUAAAAAGAAGAAAGCGUCGUGUUAUUAACAUUUCUCGGAAAUUCCAAGCAGAAUUGUCAAACGGUAUACUCAAAUUCUUUCCUAAGAAGAAAAUUGGAAUAGCUUCAGAACCAGAAUUUCAAAUUGAUCUAGCAAAGGCUACGGUGAUGUACGACGAGAAACGCAUCGUUUUGAUUCUAAAG